Molecule: messenger RNA, 3891 nt
Organism: Caenorhabditis auriculariae
Lineage: Eukaryota; Metazoa; Nematoda; Chromadorea; Rhabditida; Rhabditidae
Source: the annotation of a GenBank genome assembly
AUGUCUAAACGAAAAGAAAAGGCUGUUAGUUUAUUUUAUUUGAUUUCUCAGAUUAAUUUUUAUUUUGAUUAGGUAGAAGACGACUCUCAACUGACCAAAGAACAAACCGAAAUCGCGAAAUUCUUGCGAUUCAACUGCCCAUCAGCUUCUACACUUUUUGAAGGCAACGAAGUCCAUUACUUCAGCGGUAAAGAACUCAAUAAAUUUCUUAUAUUUUUUGAUUUUUUUAGGAAACAAAGCAGUGGACACGUUGCUGGAGUCGAAGUAUGGAAAUAAGGGAACGAAAAACGUGCUCUUCAAGACUAGGUUCAAAUCGACCAAAAAUAAAAAAAAAAUAAUGAAUAAUUUUCAAGAGAAGACGCGACUCAUUACAUUUCCGACCUUUUCUCCAAGCAAUUGUUCUUCCGCGCCAAGAAGUUAGUGCCGAAAAAGAAGGAAGAUAAGGAAGUCGAAACAGGUAAAUAUUUCAUGUUCUAAAUUUUAAUUAAUUAUUGUUUUGAAGCGGGAGACACCCCAAAGUCACCGAAGAAAGAUGGGGAGAAGAGGAAAAAGGGAAAAGAAAGGAAAGAAGAGGAAACGGUGACCGAAACCGAGGCUGAUGAGCGCAAAAAGGACGACGAUGAGGAGAAGAAGGAUUCCAAGGUUUGAUUUUUUAAAUAUUAAACAUUUUAUCUUCCUUUUUUUCAGGACGAGGAGAAAAAGAAAAAGAAGAAGGUCAAGCUUUUAGUGCACAAUAUUCAGGUGUGUUUAGUAUUUUUUUUUUUGGAAUCUCUUGCAUUUUAUUGUUCCAAUGUUCUAGUGGUAAUUUUUAUUCGGAAUUUUUCAGACAUUUUUAAGCUUCAAAUUUCGAUCACUGUUAUUUCAUAUCAUGAGAAUUAAAUUUUCAGGUCUUCGUUGACGAAAAAGAUGUCUACGUUUGGGUCUUUGACCCGACGCCGCUGUACAAAAAGGUCAUCGGAGUUUUAAUGCGUGAGUUUUUUUUUAAUCUCGUUCUAUGAUUUACUUUCGAACAAUUGCUGAGAAAAAUGUUUCUGUUUUAAUUGGAUUUUUCUAGAAAUGCUUACGAAUCUUUGUGUAGGAUUCUAACUGAAAUCGCAUAGAAAUUGGUUCAGAAUGAUAGUUCUGAAAGGAAGAAUAUUAACUUGAAUUUUGACCUAUUUCAUGAGGUUUUGUCUUUUUUGUAGUUAUUCAAUAACCGAAGGGUUUUUCGAGAAUGAAACCCAAUUUUUCGGAUUUUCUCUGAAACAAAUUUUUCGUAAUUCUUUAAAAAAAUCUAGUUUUUUUAUUUGCUCGAAUUAAACUUCAAAACUGUUCAGUUCAUCUUCACAAUUACUUCAGAAUUUAUAACUUUAAAUAGAAAAUAUUCUAAUCGGCGUAUCAACCAGAUAUUUUUUUAGGGUCCCAAAAAAAUUGGAAGAUCGAUAAAAAGUUGAUAAGUUAAUGAUUAAAAAAAUGCUCUUAACGUUAUAAAGACAGAAAUCGAAUCAUUGUUUUUAGCUGUUUUUCAAUUGUUCUUAUUCAACUCGACUUUUUCAGCCUUCUCAAUGAUACAGUUGUCUGAAUAAAAAAAUGUGUGAAAAAAAUGAUGAAAGGCUUUCUGAAAUUGAAAACAUUGAGAAUUUUUUUCAAUUUUUUUCAUGCGGUCCGACUUCUCAUUUAUCCAGUUUUUUUAAUUAAAAAAACAUCAGAAAAGUUAGUUAAUAGGUUCUCGAAACUUCUUGAAAAGACAUUUUGAAUUAUUUGAAAGUUUUUUUAAAAAUCUCUCUUGCAAAGAGCAAAAAAAUUAUAAAAAUAUGUUUUUUUAGUGGUCGGAACGAUUGUCGGAUGUCUUUUUCCCAUUGUGGCCGAUGUGGCUGCGACAGGGCGUUUAUUACCUGUCCCUGGGCGGAAUCGGUGUCUUCGCUUCUAUCGUCGUCGUUGCCAUUUGUGAGUGUUUGUGUUUUUUUCAGAAUUAGGCGCUAAAAAUGAUUUGGUAGUUUUAGAUUGAAUUUCCAUUAGGAAAAAGUCCAGAAUUGACGAAGAAAUAGGUGAAUUGAAAAAUGAAAAGGGAUAGAGAAGUGUGUGGUUGAUUCUAAGAAGUCAAAAUUUUAUUAUUUUUACUUUUUGAGACUUAGUUUCAAUCGCUACUGCUAGCCAAAUUCAGUCGACGAAAAAAUGUUUUUUUUUUGUUUGAUUUUUUGAAUUUUUUUCUGUGCAACAAGAAGUGUUUAUUACUCAAUUUCGUUACUUUACUUAGCAUCUCCAGAGUGCUCCCUAUAGAGGCCCUUUGGAGGGUCCCUCUAGGGGACCACUUGGCCAACUCCUAUAGAGGCCCCUAAAGCUAGCGAAAGGAUUCAGGUUAGCGGCUCUAUAAGGACUUUUUUCCCUCAUCCCUAUAGGGACCACCCUUGCAAUUCUUAGUAGGCUGGAAUAGUUUUUUUUUUCUAACUUCUUCUCUAGAUAACUCGGGCAAAUUCAAAAAACACCUUAAUUUAAAAACGUUUUUUGAUUUUGCAGUAAGAACGAUAUUGUUCGGAAUCAUCUGGCUGCUCACGAUGGGACAGCACAAACUUUGGAUCUUGCCGAACCUUACCGAGGUCUGAAAAAGAUUUUAAAAAUGGCUAUUUUGUUGAAAAUUCAAGGACUGCGGUGUGAUCGAGUCCUUCAAGCCGUUCUACACCUACGAGUAUUGCCCUCGAAAUUCUGAAGGAUCGAAACCGUCGAAGGGAAAGAAGAAGUCGAAGAAGGAGAAGGACAGCGGUGAGUAUGAUAUUUAUUCAGUAAAUUUAAUGAAAAUGCUCCUUUGUGAUUUUAGCAAAGCUUGAAGCGGAAAUUCAUCAUGUUUUGCUCUCAAAAACCAGAAAAUCGUUCAGACAACGAAGAGAACAAGGACGACGAGCCGGCCCCGCCAACAACGGAGGAAAAGGAGCGCGACAGUUCGGUGGAAGACGACUUUGACAAGAUUGACGAUGUCGACAAAUCUGAAGGCACUUCCGAAGACGACGACGGCGAGGAAGCGAAAAAUAGCGAGGUUCGUGUAAAACAGUGGCUAAAAAUGAGAAUUCAGGAAAAAGGAGACUUUUCUGUUCAUUUUUCUUGAUUUUGAGGUUUUAACUUUCGGUUUCCGACAUCGGUAACGCGAAACGGACGUUUCUGAGCCAUUCUAGGGAUCACUUAAGAGGGCUGAAGCUACUAAAGUGGUUACUAGAAUUGCCCACCACGUCAGAUUUGCGUUACCAAGAUCCGAGGGUACCUUUUUUCAGUUCAAUAGAGCGAGUUUCGAGUUUCUCUUUCGUUAAAUUUUUUAGCACAUUUUGUGAAAUUUCGACAUUUUCUCUUGAACUUUUCGAUUGAACUAAUAUAAUUGCUUAAAUGGCCAUUGUGAAGAAAAUAGGAAGAUUUUUAGUCGUAUGCCAUGUUCAAAGUAUUUUCCGCAGUACUAAAAUGAAGAGGCCUUUUUAAAAGUCUAAUUUUUAUUACUAAACCGCUGAAAACUACUGUAAUGGCCACUAAGAGGCAAGAUAGUCAUUAAUAUAGUGACCCCUUUAGGGUCAUUUAUAAAUAGUCCUUAAAGAACCUCUCUAGUGGUCAGUAAAGCUUUUCCGAGUAAUGCCGUGUUCGAAGCAAUUUCCGCUAAAUUGUCUCUCAUUCUCCAAAAUUUAGUUAUCUUUUUCAUUCUCUGACGGCUAUUUUUUAUUUGAACACUGCAUUAAAAUAAAUAAUUCAGCAGCCAUUUCGUAGUUCAAGGGUUUUUUUCUGAUUUAAAAAAAUGAAAGAACUCUUUGUAAUUUUUAAAAAAAGGACUCUUUGGGUCAAAUUUUCCUAUGAAACAAAUUACAGAACCAAUCCUCGGCGCAUUCAACUCCCGAAGAGAAACAAGCGGCCCGGAAACGGCGACCGGCCAAAGUUUAA